This is a messenger RNA of Procambarus clarkii (red swamp crayfish), 5049 nucleotides long. RefSeq lists its product as uncharacterized. Lineage: Eukaryota; Metazoa; Arthropoda; Malacostraca; Decapoda; Cambaridae. Gene Ontology annotation, molecular function: sequence-specific DNA binding. The record is from RefSeq and is a predicted model, not a curated record.
AUCUGAAGGUGGAGGCAGGAAUGGCGGCCUGACGCAGGCGUAUCAGCACCUUCCUCACAGUUUCCGGCGACGUCUUGGCGUUAGCAGCCAGUGCUCGGUACCCUGUCUCGUCCGGUGGCCACCUGUCUCUUGUUUACUCACAGUUGCCGUUCCCAGUCACUCCUGCCUGCUAGUUUGGACCCCGGGAGACGGGGGCGAAAAAUAAUUUGUUUUUUUUACCUUUUCACCCCCGUGGUCGAGAUGUGUGUGUGCUUAUCUGAGGCGUGAUAGGGGGAUUAUUCCCCAGGUGAGCUAGGGCUGUGUUCACCUGGUGUGCCAGGACCCAGGGGUGUGCUCACCUAGUGUGCCAGGACCCGGGGGUGUGCUCACCUAGUGUGCCAGGACCCGGGGGUGUGUUCAACUAGUGGGCCAGGACCCAGGGGUGUGCUCACCUGACGUGUACUCACCUGAGGUGUGCCGGGACCCCAGGGGGUGUGCUCACCUAGUGUGCCGGGACCCCAGGGGUGUGCUCACCUGAGGUGUGCCGGGACCCAAGGGGUGUGCUCACCUGAGGUGUGCCGGGACCCAAGGGGUGUGCUCCCCUGAGGUGUGCCGGGACCCAGGGGUGUGCUUCCCUGAGAUGUGCCGGGACUCAGAGGUGUGAUAAUUUGAGAUGUGCCAGGACUCUGACGUGCUUGCCACGGGUGUGUCGGGAUUCGGAUGUGCUGGUCUCGCGUGCCCCACGAUCCGGGUGUGCUCGUCACUCACCUGAGGCGUGGUCGCCGUGGGUGCGGCGGAUGCCAGUUUAGGCAACAAGGUGCUGAACUCUAGGGCUGUCGACCGUGUGCGUGUGAACAUGCCCAAGGGGAGCUCGUGCAAGGCUCGGGGCUGUACCUCCAACAAAACUGACAACCCUGACCUGAGCUUCCACUCCUUCCCCAAGAACAAGGAAAGAUUUAAGAUAUGGUGCGACUUGAUUAAAAGGCCCGACCUGAAUCACAGUAAAGUGAUCACAAACAGGAUGUCAAUGCGAGUCUGUUCACUACACUUUGAGGAUCGCAUGUACAUGAGCCCCAACAACAAAUCGAGACUUAUAUGGUGUGCUGUGCCCAAGCCUGUUGCAGAUGACCAGAGUCCUCCAUCAGUGUCAACAUCUUCAAAUGAAUGUGUGGACAGCAAGGCAGAUCUAGCUAGUAAAGCAGACCCUCAUGAGAAGCAGAAAGAUAUAUCAGCUUCACACGCAACAGAUUCAACACUACUGUCACAGCCUCUUCCUCUUGCUAAAGGCAGUAAGAAGUUUGACUGGUCUUUGGCUCUUGAUGAAGACGUGAUCAUUAAAGAAGAGAGUAUGAUGGAUCAAGAUAAUAAUUUGGAGCUCUCCCCUCCACCCUCACCUGAAGCAGACUCCCCAUCAAGUUUUUGUACUGAUACCAAAGAAGGCAUAAUUAAGCACGACCACACAGACACAACAGAUGAUUGUACAGAAUACAACCUUUUUCUGAGUCCUUCAGGCAAUACUUCAUCUCCUGGUUCUGCCAGUGAAGAAGAUUGCAACUCUGAACCCUUCACUCAGAAAGGUAGCAAAUGUACGAGAAAAGUGAAUUCAUCAGCAAGAGUAUCCCACCAAGUAACUGCUGACACUGGUCCCUCUUCAAAAAGUGAAUUGCCAGAACCAGUGAAAGGUGCUAUGGCAUCUGAAAUGGCCACAUUGGCUGAUGAUUACAUGCAUUCUUCAGAUGUAAACUCUAAUGUAUGCCAAACUUCUGAUAUUCCACAGAAGCCUAAAAAAGAAGUUGGGAAAACUUUGCCAGCUGAAACGUUAUCAUCUACAGAGAAUACAGAAGGUUCUGCGCUGGUGCUUUCUCAUGUGAAGGAAGAACCAGUCAGAUAUGCUGGAGCCUCAUUUGAUGAUGACACUGAGUCACAAAUAGAAACCAGCAAAUCUAUUGAAACAUUGCAACAUGCACAACUUUGCCAACCAUCAAAAAUAAUUUUUCUAGCUUCAACUAAAACUUCUGAGCAAAGUGGCAGUGAACUACUAUCAACCACAAAUGUUUUCUCAUCAAAUACUACUUGUCUAGCUACAACUAACUCCUCAGAGUCCAGCGACUCUACAUCUGCAACUACAACCAAUUCACUUCAAAAGAGCACACCAUCUGCAUCCAUUAACACCACAUCAUCAUCGGAUAUAUCUCGGACUUCUCGGCUACACGUCUCGCCUUCAUUGGCACCAUACUCUCAGUCCAACACAAAGGAAAAUUCUUCUUUGGAUGCAGGGGAAUCUAAAUUAAUCCCAGCUAAAUCUUCCAUCCAAGAAACACUAGGGACUCCAGCAGACCUAGAAAACCACUUGAAAAAACUGUCUGAUGAAACAAGUGGUGAUGAGCAGACAAUUAUGGUGGCUGAAGGUGAUUUGGCAGUUGUCAACGACAAAGAUCUUACAUGUGAGGAAGAGUGCACAUGCAGUAAAUGCCAAGAAAAGAGUGAGAAAGCUCCAUCAGCAACAACCAAACCUCCUUGUCAAGUUCAUCGUACAUAUUCUGGUCCUAUAAAAAGACAAACUGUCAAAACUAAGGGUGGUGGCAAGAGAACUUUCAUGAUUUUAAACAAGGCAUCUCUUAAGGUCCUGCAAGCCAAGGGACUCAUUCAGCCACUGAAGAAAUUUGCUGAGAGCCAACCAUCAGCAUGUGAAACUCUAUUGCCCUCAGUGCAAUCAAUGCAGAAUAAAUCAAAAAUUCAGUAUCAUUCAAUUGCUACUUCGCCUAAUGGUUCUCCUCUGUCAUUCGAAAAAGCAUCAAUGUCAGUCAAGACGUCAGGUUCAACAGCUCAAACGCCCUCCUCUAUGAAUCAGCUUAUAUCUUUAUCAAACAAAGCUCCAAGCAGUUUGCCUCAAACUCCUGUUGUUGUAACAUGGUCUGCUACUAAUGGAACAGACACCCCUUCAUUUACUUUCACCAUUCAGCUUCCACCUGGAUCAAACCAACCUUGUAGCACACCUCAGACUCCCCUUCAAAUUGUUACUCCUCCAGUGUCCAUUGGAGGUUUAGACUCUGGAUCUACUUACUCUUCUAGUCAAGUCAACAAACUUUCUUCAAAUUUAAACAAGACGUCAGGCAUUAACCAGAGUUUUGAAGGUAAAAGCCAGUCUCUGAUAUGCAAUCUUUCAAAAUCUGAAACUGGAACCACUAAAACUCAAACAAAUAUUACAGUUAUGCAAUCGAGCAGGUCUUCUUCUGGGUCUAAUAACUGUACAUAUACCAACACAGUUACAAGUGAAUCUCCUAUUAUGAGUACACAGUUUCCAUUGGUUUCCAGAGAGUCUCCUAGUGAUCAUAUUAAUAUAACUCACAGUGGAAUAGAUUUAUCUGGCAAUGAUUUGGAAGGUUCUAAUGAUUACUUAUCCUCUGGUCCUUCAAGUCCACAAAUAAAUACAGAAGAUACGGCAAUAAACCAAAAGCCUGAGAUAUUUCCUAUUGGAAUUGCUUCUGGUCCUUGUAAAAUUAGAAAAGGCGGAAUGAAAAUGUAUCGUUAUGUAAAUAUGCCAGAUGGAAGUAACAAGGCAGGACCUAAAAGUUCACAGAAUGUGAGGUGGGUUGCUCUUCCAGCUGUACCCAUAGGCAGUGGUCAGCCAUUGGUCUCAGAUGCACUCAAGACAGUUAUUAGUUCACUACAAAAUACUCGGCAAGGGACAGCGAAGACACACUCGUCUGCCGAUACCUUGUCUUCUGAUUUACGCACUGCUCUCUAUGAGGGCUUUCCAAUUGGAACUGUGGAACAUAAAGGAGGAGCUUCCAUACACCAAUCGCCUUACAAGUCUGCCAAUAGAGAACUCAAGAAAAAAUAUUCUCGCUUGCUUAAUAAGCACAGGCAAAGAUAUCAUUUACUGCUAAAGAAGUAUAAGGCAUUAGAGAACAAGUUUGCUGUAGUUGAAGAUGCUGGUACUCCAGAACAAGUUAUUAGAGAUGCUAGAAAUUUUUUAUCAGAAGAACAUGUCCUCUUUCUGGAAAGCCAGAUGUUCCUGCGAAACAGGCCAGGAACGGGAAACAGAUUUUCCAAAAAAUUUAUGAGAUUAAUGAUAGAAUAUUAUAAGCGCAGUGCUGCAGGGUAUAGAUUUCUUAGAACAAUUUUUACUAUCCCAUCAGUUAAAACAGUGCAGAAAUGGUUAAGCAAACCAUUGAACAUUAGAGAAGAUGAAGGAAAAGAUCCAUUGGCAAUACCCAUGCAGAUGGGAGAUCAUGGAGAAGUUAACAAUGGAGAAAUUUGUAUGGAGGCUUCAGGUUCUGGCUUAGGAAAAGCUCAAAGUGCAUGCAACAGUGAAAAUAGUUCCUUAGACAGGAGGAGUUAUUCUCGCAAAUUAUCUCAAGGAAGAUCAACUCCAGACGAAUCGGACAUGGAAGAAGGCUCCUCGGAGGAAUACGACUCUGAAGAAUCUGGACUUGAAGAGAUAGAAGACGAAGAAGAAGUGAUGCAGGAAAGUGAGAAUGCUAGAAAAAGAUUGCCAGGACAAAGUAGUCAAGGUUCGAAUGAACGAGACAUAACAAUUGAUUGGGAAGAAGAACCAUGGCCUCUAUAGUAAUUUAAUGAUUUAGUUUCUUUCUUUUUUUUUUUUUUUCUUUUUUUUCUUUUUUUGCAAUAUAACGUUAUGGACUGUAUUGUGAUCCUGUUUUAUACUACGUAUAAAGCCUUACUGUAAAUACCACUUUAUCAAUAGCUUGUGGAAUUAUUGUACAGCUCAAAAAUGUUUUCUAUUUUUAUAAUUGUGCUAAUAAUCAGAAAAGUUUACUUAAAAAGAAUUUUACUAAAAUUAUGCAUGUUGAGUGUGGCGUCUUGCACCACGAGACAGAUAUGCAUCUCAAGAUACCUGUAGUUGUCUUAGUGGGUGUCUGGCACCUUAAAGCAAACUUAAGUCAAGUCUGGUGUGUUGCACCUAAAGAUAUUUCAUUGCAUAACAGUACAAGUGAACUAUAAUAUAAUUUCUUUGACAUUUUCUUUUCUAAAUUUUUCUUUCGAUUUAAUAAUUGAAAGCCGAGUAUGUAAGAAAGAUUGUUUUAAUAAAUAAUUGUAUACAAA